Messenger RNA from Spodoptera littoralis (African cotton leafworm), 2139 nucleotides. Lineage: Eukaryota; Metazoa; Arthropoda; Insecta; Lepidoptera; Noctuidae. The record is from the annotation of a GenBank genome assembly.
AUGGAUUCAAAAUAUACUUCAAUGGGUAUAGAAAAUGGAGCAAAAACAAAUGGAGUCAAAAGAAAAAAUGGAGUUGAACACAUAAAAGUGAAGAAGAUAAAGUUAGCAAAUGAAGGAACUGUAGCUCAUAAUAUUAAAGUUGAAACAAACGGACAUAACAAUAACAAUGUGCAUGAAAAUAAGAUUGUAAAUGAAAAACCACAAGACUUGCAAGAAGCACGGAGACAACUGCCUGUUUAUAUGGUUCGAAACAGGUUGCUUGAAGAGAUAAAGAAACAUGAUACAAUGAUAUUGAUUGGUGAGACAGGCAGUGGUAAAACAACACAGAUCCCGCAGUUGAUACAUGAGCAGCGCCUUGAAGGAGCUGGGGCUAUAGCAGUGACCCAGCCUCGUAGGGUGGCUGCAAUCACUAUAGCUCUUAGAGUUGCAGCAGAAAUGAAUACUGAGAUAGGAUCCAUUGUUGGGUAUUCAGUAAGAUUUGAAGAUGUGACUAGUCCAAGAACUAAAGUGAAGUAUAUGACAGAUGGUAUGUUGCUUAGAGAAGCGAUAUUGGACCCCUUGUUGAAGAAGUACUCUAUAGUUGUUCUAGAUGAAGCCCAUGAGCGCACAGUGAGCACUGAUGUGUUAUUUGGUAUUGUGAAACUAGCUCAAAAGGAGAGAAACGAAAAGAAAUUAAAUCCCCUCAAGGUAAUUGUAAUGUCUGCAACAAUGGAUGUUGAUUCUUUUAAGAAGUACUUCAACAACUGUCCAGUAAUAUAUUUAGAAGGUAGAACAUACCCAGUCACCAUUUAUCACUCAAAAAUGAAGCAAGAAGACUAUCAGUAUGCUGCUGUUUGUACCAUAUUUCAACUUCAUGCCACUGCACCUGCAAACCACGAUUUUCUUGUUUUUCUAACGGGACAAGAAGAAAUUGAAACAGUAAUGUACAAUAUCAAGCAAAUAGCUAAGGAAGCGACAGGUCCACCUAUCAGGGUAUGCCCACUGUACGCGGGGCUCCCGCCGGCCAAACAGCUGCAGGUGUGGCGGGACGCGCCGCCCGGGACCAGGAAGAUCAUACUGGCUACCAACAUAGCAGAGGCAUCGGUUACCAUACCACGUAUCCAGUGCGUUAUCGACACUGGAGUUGUGAAAGAAAGAACAUGGUCGGGUGGUACUGGCGCGGAGCGGUUGUCGGUGCGCGCGACGUCGCAGGCGGCGUGCUGGCAGCGCGCCGGCCGCGCCGGCCGGACACAGGCCGGCGCUGCAUACAGACUCUAUACCGCCGCCGACUUCAGAGCUAGACCCAUGCAUCAGACCCCGGAGAUACUAAGGUGUCCUCUGGCAUCAACUAUGUUGCUUCUAAUAGCGGCGGGAGUUGAACCCAGCACGUUUCCAUUGAUAGACACGCCACCGCCGGAUUCUGUUAAAGCUUCAUUAAGCUUACUGAAAGAAUUAGGUGCUAUUGACAGUGAGGUGAAUCCUAAAUUGACCGUCAUUGGUAAAAAGAUGUCGACUUUCCCAAUUGAACCUAAAUAUUCCAAAGUUUUACUAUGUGCGCCAGAGUACAACUGUUUGGAUGAGGCUCUCAGCUUAAUAGCAGUGUUAUCAAGUGAAAACGUGUUUCAUACACCUAUGCACAAGAGGGAGGAAGCUAUAAAAAUGAAACAAAAGUUCUUGUCGCCACUGGGAGACCACAUCACUUUGUUGAAUGUGUUCAAAGCAUUCAGUAAAGCUCCUUUGAAAAAGCAAUGGUGUAAAGAAAAUUAUUUGAAUCACAAGAACUUGACGUAUGCGUGCGAGGUUCGACAACAGUUGCUCGCGAUCUGCUUGAAAUUAAAUAUGACUGUCACCAGCUGUGGACAGGCUUAUGACCAGGUACUUAAAUGUUUGCUAUGCGGUUUGUUUACGAACUGCGCGUGGCAGCGCGGCGGCGCGGGCGGGGCGCGGGCGGCGGGGCGGUACGUGACGGCGGCGGGCGCGGCGGCGGCGCUGCACCCCGCGUCGGCGCUGCAGGCGCUGCGCCCGCCGCCGCCCGCGCUGCUCUACUCCGAGCUGCUGGUGACGGGCCGCAGCUACAUGCUCACGGUGUCCGCCAUACAGCCGCAGUGGCUGCAACAAGUCGCGCCCGAGUACGCGCGUCGCUGCCGCGCCAAUCGGUGA